This is a messenger RNA of Cryptotermes secundus, 2535 nucleotides long. It is a transcript of the gene CycJ, whose product is annotated as cyclin-J. Gene Ontology annotation, biological process: mitotic cell cycle phase transition; regulation of cyclin-dependent protein serine/threonine kinase activity. The record is from RefSeq and is a predicted model, not a curated record. Gene Ontology annotation, cellular component: cyclin-dependent protein kinase holoenzyme complex; nucleus; cytoplasm. The coding region runs from base 238 to 1113 and encodes 291 amino acids. The transcript is spliced from 6 exons. Gene Ontology annotation, molecular function: cyclin-dependent protein serine/threonine kinase regulator activity. NCBI's taxonomy places the organism in Eukaryota, Metazoa, Arthropoda, Insecta, Blattodea, Kalotermitidae.
UGGCAGGAUGUGGAGAGUCACCGAGCAUGAAACCAAAAGAAAGUAGCCGUUCUCAGCGGCUGUCAUGUUUUUUUUCGUGUGUUUGGCCAGUGUACGUCGUGCUUUAUUUUGUUAUUAAUUGUGCUUCUAUACUCCCAAAAUGUAUGCGUUUUUCGUUCGGUGGUAACGAAGUAAGCCCUAUGAACUCUUUUAAGUUAAAGUACUAGGGCCUUUCGAAAGUAUCGUCAGUUCAAUGAGAUGUCAUUACUGAAUAAAUGGUGGUACACAGAAUAUGCUGAAGAGAUUGUUGGCACUUUGCAAGAAAAAGAGAAACAAAGGAUUCCAUUUUUGCAACAGUCACCUCAAUUAAAAUAUCGACAUGUUCUGGUGACCUGGAUGCGUGCAGUUGCAGAAGAGCUUAAUUUAAGCAAUACUUCAGUCCAUCUUGCUGUGUAUCUACUUGACAUUUUCAUGGACAAUCAUAGGAUUGUUGAAGAACGCCUGGGUCUGGUGGCUCUUGUGUGUAUUUUGUUGGCAGCAAAAUUUGAGGAACGAGAUGCAAAUGUACCAAAAAUAUCAGAGCUGAAUUCACGUGUGGGCAACCAGUACCCAAUAACGGAUUUCAUCUCUCUUGAGUUCAUGAUAAUGCAGUUUCUGCACUGGAGUCUGGUCCUCCCAACUGCUGCACAUUUUGCUGAAUAUUACACCGUUUUUGCAACUUCUUCAUCUGACAUGUGCAGUGUACCAUCUCAAUUCAGAACCUUCAAGGAGUUGCGAAAUGCUGUUCAGCACAAUGUACGAGACUUCCUGGACUUGUCACUGCAAGAGGUAUGUCUGAUUCCAGUGAAGCCCUCAUUAGUGGCAGCAGCGUGCAUUGCUGCAGCUAGGCAAACCCUGCAACUGUCCUCAAAAUGGACAAGCAUUCUGCAGAAUGUGACAAAGUACCAAUUUAUGGAUCUGCUGCCUUGUGUUUCUGUACUAAUCAGUAAAAAUGGCAAGAUGACAAACACUGCCAAAAAGAGAAAAUUGACUGAAUCACCAGACCAUGGCUAUGCAACAGAGGACAGCAUGUCCAAGAGCCCAGAAGUUUCAAGUGGUAAAUGGAGCUCUGCUUACAAGAGGAAUUGUACUUAACAUGAUGCAAGUAACUUGCAGUUCCUGUCAGUUUAUAGUACAAUCUUCAUGCUCAGGUUGAAGACAUUAGUCAUAAGGAGAGAUGAAGUGUGGUAACAAAUAAUUUCAGUCAGGGAUUCUCAUAUCUUUCCUUUGGAUCUGUGAUAACAUCAUUUUAUGUUUAGAGAUCAUUGAUGUUAAAUGACCUAUAGGAUGGGAAAGAGAUGUAUUUACCAGUUUAUUGCAGCAUUAUAGAAACCCUCAUUUGUUUCUGCUCUAGAGUCAGCAGUGUUCAGUGACUGUUUUGUUAGUAGUGACAGAUAUGACCUUGUAAUAACAGAGCCAGGAAGAAGUAUAAUGCGCUGUUUACCAUUGAAGGGUGCUCUAAACCCUCAUCUGUUUGUGUGCUAGAGUUGUUUGUUGUCUAGUAGUAGCAUAAUAGUAGGAUCAGAAAGAAGUAUUAUUUGGUAUUUACUUGUUUUUUGAAAGGUGCUGUAAACCCUACCUAUUUGUAUCCUAGAGCCAAAUGAGUUUGUUUUUGUUAAUAGUGAUAGAUACUACCUCAUAAAGGGUUCAGUGAACAUAACACAUUAUUUACAAGUCAUUUGAAGAUUGCUGUGAACCUUCAUUUUCCAUAUGCUUUCUCCAUCUUUCUUUUUUUUUUAGGAACUAUUUCUUUAUUGCAUUUGAUUUUUUAUCAAUAAUAUUUUUUCUCUUAAAAUUGUAAGUUAAUAUAGUGCUAGUUGCCAUAAAUUAAAUCAUAUUUUAUCACACUUUUGUUUCACAAAUCAUUUAUUGUCAUGAAAGGGACAUCUACCCUCUUUAAGGGUGAAGAGAUCUUGUACAACAUAUGUGGUUAUAUUUGUGAUUUGCAUUCAUGAAUGUCCUUCAACAACCCUUUAAGGAGUCUGAUAAUAAACACCUGUAUUAGUAUGACUGAACAAGUUAAUUAUUUUCACACCAUGCUUGAAGUGACAGGCUUGUUUGUUACAUGUAAUUUACCUUUAUAUGGAUAGUGUUAUAAAUACUUAUAUCUGAGGAUGUUCCCACAAAAUUCAAUCAUCACAUUGGGGUCUGUAUAGACUUCCUUUUAUUUACACUCUCUGUGAAGUAAAUUAAAUUUAUGUAGUGCAAAUAGUUGUUUUGCAUUAUAGAUACUUAUAAAGCUACUUAUUUGAUUCAUUGUAUCUUCUUUGUGACAGGCAAAAAAGUAAUUUUUGCAUAAAUCCAGCACUUUACAUUUAUUUGUCGUUUGAAAUGUAAUGCUGUGUAACAAAUAAUGAAUUAAGUUUUUACUGUUGGUAAACUAUAACUAGUGUAGUCUGUUUGCUUAUUUCAGAAGAUUUCAAGGCUCACAUUUAUGCCACUUCUAAAAUUGUCAUUAUAAAAUAUUUAUCUGGAUUCAAGUUAUGUAGCAUUAAGGGAAUAAACAUCUGACUCACA